Molecule: messenger RNA, 2966 nt
Organism: Ahaetulla prasina
Lineage: Eukaryota; Metazoa; Chordata; Lepidosauria; Squamata; Colubridae
Gene: SRXN1
Product: sulfiredoxin 1
Exons: 2
Coding region: 256-681 (141 amino acids)
Biological process (GO): cellular response to oxidative stress
Cellular component (GO): cytoplasm
Molecular function (GO): sulfiredoxin activity
Source: RefSeq, a predicted model, not a curated record
UCCACUCGGAAGGCGAGGAGGGGGAGAACAGCCGUUCCGCGUGUGCAGACCCCCCCCUUCCAACCUACCGGCUCCAUCCGCUGCGCUCCGGGCUCGAUCUGGGUGGGGGUCCCCGCAUUCCCCGCAUUGAAGCUGGGGAAACGCUCGGGAAGGGGGGGGGCUCAUCAAUCUCGACCCCCCCCAUGUCACCUGGAAUGGUACGCUCCGCCCAAACUUCCCAGGUGGUUUUAACACGCGCGUUGGGAUCCUCCAAGAAUGAGAGGAGCGGCGGCGUGGAGGAGGUGUUGGGAAAGGGCACCAAGCGGUGAUCGCGGGCGGCAGCAGCGCCGCCGGGUCAGCAUGGAAAGCGAAGGGAGCCGGAGCAUCCAUUCCGACAACGUCUCUGAGGUCCACGAAGUGCCCAUGCGGGUCAUCAUCAGACCCAUCCCGCCGGUGCUGGACGAAGGGAAAGUGGAAAGUCUCGUGAAGACCAUCCAGGAGGAACCUGACCGGGUCCCCCCGAUUGAUGUCCUCUGGAUCAAAGGCAGGGAAGGGGGGGGUUACUUCUACUCCUUCGGAGGCUGCCACCGUUAUGCGGCCUAUAAGCGCUUGAACAAGGAGACCAUCCCCGCUAAGAUCAUCCGGUCGAACCUCAGCGACCUGCGGACUUACCUGGGCUCUUCUGUCCCCGACUUGCGAUAGGUGGGGGCUUUCUCCUGCCUCCCCCACCUCCAUUUCUAGAACAUCCAUGGACCUUCUGAAUCUUGGCGAUGACCUGGACACAAGGAUCGGUCUUUGUCUCCUUUUGCCUGACCUUCAACCAUGAGGACUAGCAGUCUGAUUUUGUCCGUAGGGAGGCCCAGUUCAGGUGUUUCUCAACCACCUGAAGAUGGGUAUGGACUUCAACUGCCAGUCAAUGCAGCUUGGUCACUUGAAGGGAUCUGAACUUCAACUCCCAGAAUCCCCCAGCCAGCCAUUGUAAAAUCCAGAUGCCCUCCAGAUGGCGGCAGAGCGAUAAGGAUGUUCUGUAUAGCUUUGCUGUAACUCUUUGCCAUGGCUGACUGAGGAAUUCUGGGAAUUGAAGUCCACCCAUCUUCAAGUGGCCACAGCACAAGGCUGGCUAAGGAAUUCUGGGAGUUGAAGUCCACCCAUCUUCAAAUGGCCACAGCACAAGGCUGGCUAAGGAAUUCUGGGAGUUGAAGUCCACCCAUUUUCUUUUUCUUUCCUUUUUUAAAAUAUAUUUUUUAUUUAUAACACAACAUAACAAACACAUAACACAUAACAUACAUUUCCUUUCCUUUUUACAAAUGUUUUGUAGCGGUGAUCUUCUAAUAUUUACAUUUUCUCCCAAUUCCCCUUAUAAUAUUUAUAUCCUUCUCGUCCCAUUAUCCCUUAUUACUCUACAAGUCCUAUUUCUCAUAAUAUUAAAUUUAUACAUUUUAUACACUAUCUUACGUACAUCUUGCGCUUAUUGUUUCUCCCCUUUUAUCACUAUUCCUUUUUUCUAAUCUCCAGCCAUUUGUACCAUUUAUCCCAUAUUACAUAAUAUUCUGUAUCUUUCUUUCCUUUAAUUUCUUUCGUUACUUUGUCCAUCUCGGCACAAUCUAAGAUUUUCUUUAUCAGUUCGUCCUCUUUUGGUGUAUAUCCUUUUUUCCAUUUUUUUUUUCACCCAAGUCCAUCCAUUUUCAAAAGUGGGUAAAGUUUUUUUUUUAAUUUCAUUUUGUCACAACAGGAUACACAAACAUCAACAUAAGAAAAUCAACACAUUAUAAAAGAAAAAUAUAUAUAUAAGCAAAAGUAUGCAACAACCAUGUUAAAUUUGUUAUAAUGAAAGGGAACAAUAGGACAGGAACGGUAGGCACAUUUGGGCAACACUAGCCCAGCCUGUAAGAGCCCAGAACAAUGAAUGUCUGUUUAAUGCUUGGUUGUGAACAAUGGGCUAAGCUACGAUUUGGUGUUUUUUUUAAGAAAAGUUUUUUAUUUUAUAGACAAACAUACAUUUAAAAUAUCAGCAAUUCCUUCCGUGUGAUGUCUCGGUGUUUUCUUCCUGGCUCCAUCAUUUUAUUGUUUCUUCUUCCUUCACUUCAGUUUAAACUAUUACCAUUAUUACCUUUGAUGUAUUUUUUUCCCCUUUUUCUUUUAUGUACACUGGGAGCAUAUGCACCAAAACAAAUUCCUUGUGUGUCCAAUCACACUUGGCCAAUAAAAAAAAAUUCUAUUCUAUUCUAUUUUUCCACAAAUACAUUAUUAUCAUUUUCUUACAUAAUUAUCCAUUGCUUAUCUGUCCCUUUCUUCUAACCAAUGGUAAAAUUUAUCCCAUAUCUUAAAAUAUUCUGAAUCCUCUCUUUCUUUAAUCAUCAAAGUUAAAUCUGUUCAUUUCUGCCCAAUUUGGUAUUGUGUCUCACAAGUAAAUAGUUUUUACUUUUUUAAUAUAAAAUAUAUAUGCUACCCAUCUCGUAUCCAACGACUCUUAUCUAGUAUUCCUUGUGCGAUCAUGCUGGCUGGGGAAGAUGGGAGCUGUAAUCCUACCUGGUCAGAAAAGCCACAGAAUCAUCUAUUGUAAUGUCCUUCCUGUCAAAGACUACUUCAGCUUUAAUUGCAAUAAUACUAGAGCAACUAAUAGAUUUAAACUUAAUGUCAACCGCUUUAAUCUAGAUUGCAGAAAAUUUGACUUCUGUAACAGAAUCAUCAGUGCUUGGAAUACUUUACCUGACUCUGUGGUCUCUUCUCAUAAUCCUAAAAGCUUUAACCAAAAACUUUCUACUAUUGACCUCACCCCAUUCCUAAGAGGACCAUAAGGGGCCUGCAUAAGCGCACAAACGUGCCUACCGUUCCUGUCCUAUUGUUUUUCUUUUCUUCUUCCUAUAUAUAUAUAUGCUUAUACCUCCUAUAUUUACUCCUAUAUGUUUAUAUACUAUAUAAUCUUUUGUAUGAUUCCUACAUAUAUUGUUGUGACAAAAUAAAAUAAAUAAAUAAAAAUAAAUAUA